This is a messenger RNA of Pocillopora meandrina, 13639 nucleotides long. The record is from the annotation of a GenBank genome assembly. NCBI's taxonomy places the organism in Eukaryota, Metazoa, Cnidaria, Anthozoa, Scleractinia, Pocilloporidae.
AUGCAGGUCUGCUGUAGAAUGAUUUAUGUGCUUCUUCAGGUGAGUUUUUCCUUAGUCUCACGCCUGUCAGACAUUGUUACUUUGGAAAGAUGAUUAAAGAUAUUUUAACGAUGAUGUUUAUUUCAUAAAAAAUCAACAGAGCCUUUUCUUUUUGGUCAUCAUUGUCUGCGGAGUGGGUAAGUGCAAAAGAAAUCCUUGUUUCAACCGUGUAACAUUUGUAAUCAUAAUUACAGCGUACAACGAUUGAGAGCAUGACGUGUUAUUUCGCAAGACAAUUCAACUUCGACGUUAAGACCAGACCAUUUAUGGUCCGUUCAUUUCGGACUAAAACGCUUCUUUAGACUUAAGCGCAACAGUGCAAGUAGGUCUUACAACUUAUGUUUACAUUUGUCAAGAUUUCAUUUACAAGCGUGGACUCACUUUGAAGUGGCUCACGAUAGCAAGGAACUAUUUACUUUCAGGUUAAAUGGUUCACUUAACUUAUACACCGUCUGCCAUUUGUAAAACCUCUGUCUUUUUGUGCCUAAGCCAGCGUAAACUUCUCUGGAACACUAUUUCAUUCAUAUAGUGUUGUGGGUACGAUAUCAAAUUCGUCAUACUUGGAAAAGGGUAAAAAAAAUAAAAUCCAUCACUUUGUUUGGGCGCUUUCUUAUUCCCUUUGGCUAUAAGACGUUUUAUGUGAAAUUUUAUUCACAAAGAAAUUUCUUGUGCAAAUUAUUUGCUAACUGGUGCUCCUUUGUGUGAAGUGUUUCUGUCGUUACUGUGCGUGUUUCAAGUAGUGUUUGGAAUAUAUUGCUAGCACAUGAUGUUUGCCAAUGCUUUAGACCCCUUGCCUCAUUUCAUUUCAUUGAAUGCUAUUUGUCACUUCAAUGCUCCAGUAUUUUCCUUCAUUUUUAAUUACGCAGUGCCGUAAUUUGCCUCGAGCUGAAUUGAAUCGAUUAUAAAGCGCUAAGUACACGCGACACAUCGUCAACUUUAGAAUGAAAUAACCACUGAAAAUCUUUUGUUUUUGGUGACAACAGAACAAGUGAAUUCAAAGAUAAAAUAGACUUCGGUGAGAAAACAAGAAGUUUUUUGCCUUUACACGCAACUAUGCAUGUUUCCCGCAAAGUUUCGUUUCCUUGGAUUUGUUCUGAAGAAAAACAAACAUACACGCGAGCCAGACCGGAAUAUUUCGAUGUGUUUAACUUGCGAAUGACUUCUCUCAAGUCCAAUUCACGCUCCAUUACUCAGUGUUGAACAUUACGUUUUUUUAUGAAAUCAAAAAUUUAAAACUCCUGCUCGAGCAGAUUUAAUUGCAAUAGUUUUUAAAUAGAAAUUUUAUUUUCCGAACUGCAUGUUCUCAUUACACGAGGCCCCAUAUUGCCCUCAGUAAAUGGCUCUAAAGACUCUGCAUACCUUGUUAAUUCUAUAUUUUCGUGCACUUCUCUAAAAUGAUAUCUCUCCCAUGGUAGUUAACGUAUAUUGUAGCUUAACCGUGAUUUUGCGUUGGCUGUUUUUGGAGUAGGUUACAACGAGUGUUAAUUCGAGUUACGCAGGCCAAUACAUUUGAUUGCCUAAAAAACUCCCUCCAGGAAAUCUGUAAUGGCAUUGAUGCGAAACGAAUUACUUAAGGAAACCGGAUAUCUCAAAAAUCUCGUCAAUACCUCAGUCAGAACAACUGAAACCAGUUGAGUAUCUGCACACCCUGUAGCAGUUUCCUUUUUACACAAUUUGAAUUUCAGAAGUGCUUAGGACGUUUGAUGAUAAAGGCUCACUCAAAGAGAGUAGAAAUUGCGUCUCUCCGUCGUUACUCUGUUUUCGAUUAGUUUCACUCUGUGCUAUGUGCUAAAUAUUGCUCAAGAAUCAUUUGAUAACAAAUUUCAAGAAUGGCGAACACGAUCCAAACUGACAAAUUUCUGUCAAAUUUAGUAAUUGCUGUGGCUUCCGAGCAGAGCAAUGCGACAAAAAUCUCUCCUUCCCGCGGAAGUCGACGAUAACAUUUCCUUUAUUACAAUGCGUAGGUGCACAAGAUACGGAUUUUUCCAGAAACUUUUUUAACUCACUGACAACACCAAAAAAAUUUAAGAAGAGAAUGAAACUUUCAAGAGUAUCCAAAAAAUGUAAGAAUCUUAACGCAAAAUCCGCAGUUAAUUUCAUCUCCUCCUCUUAAGGAGAUUCUUUUCAAAAUCCUCUCGGAAACGACAUGAUACAAUCGUCUUCAUUGCGAUGAUAUUUUUCUCCUGAAUACAAUAUCGAUCCUUAUCUGUCUUCUGAUAAUCCCAAGACUUAUUUCAACAAAAGACUAAAAUGUGAAGAUCUGAAUGAAAGUAUGUAUGUCUUAGUAUUUUGUUGCCGAGAACCAGUUUUACCCGUUUGAUACAAAUUGGGCCAAAAUUCGCGUAUUAUCCUGAGGCAGCCGAGAUAAAUGCUGGAUUCAUUUCGCGCAGGAGUUUAGAACUUUCUUAGAUUCGUGUGAAAGAAACAACCUAAUCAGAACUAUAUCUUAUCAGGCAUGUGUUAUAUAUAGUAUUAAAGUUGAAAAGUAAAUCAACGAUAUGGUUUGAUAAUUAAAACGACACCAGCUAAACGUGCCUAGUUUUGCCACAUAGCGAUUGGGAAUUGGCCCUGUCAUCAGAAGGCAUACUGACACAUGUAUAGUCAGUGCUAUUCAAACUUAUAACGUUUUCCAUGUUCAAUUCUUGUUCGUGCACGAUAGUACGAUAUUAAAAUUUAAAAAAAAAUGUAAAAGAUAAAAAAAUAAGGAAUCACAGACACCCUUUAUAACCUAGUUAUGGCAGACUGAGGUUUGGUGGUAUUUCUUAUCGCAUCUAGUACGUGCUUGCAGUCUCCCGCCGUUAUGUAACUAUAUUCUGAAAAAGUUUCAAUUAUUCAUGGCCUUUCCAGUAGUGUUAUAGCUUUCUGUACAUGUGCCGGACUAAUUAGCUACAUUCCACUUGCGAAAAAACUCGGUUUGGCUAAUCUUUUUUAAAUGUUGAAAUACUGAACCAAAUGCACAACGUAUACGAAAUGAAAAUUAAAGUUUUUUUUAAGGGGAAUAGUCGAGUCCUACUGAUAAACUUCCCGGCCGAGUGAAAUAUUGCGAAGUAAAAAAUGUCGUCUUUUAUGACUACUGGUUUUUUUUGUUUUUUUUUUCAAGUCUUUUACCAAGAACGAUCGUACAUGCACAACUAAAGAGCGUUUCUGUUGGGAAGUAGUAAAAGCUAGGUGAGGCCAAACGGAGGUAGUCUCGGACCUUGUUGGCGUUUUAAAUUCAUUCUGCGCGGAUUUUUUCCCAGUCUCAACGUCAAAUAACCGAGCACAUUAUCCUGGCUUGCGUCCAGCUAUAACAAUUUCAAGUGCAUUUCAAGCAACCAGCCUCUGGAUAUUCAGGGCAAACGUCGAGGUCUAAGCAUUGGUUAUCAACCGAAAAUGAACAAAAUUUUAUUAUACCUUCCAGACAUUACGUUUUCAACACCUCAGGUCAAAAUGAAUGACCCGUCAAUUCUAGAAUUCUGUGUUGCAACAUUUACAAGACAAAAGACACAAUUUUGGCUUCUCGAACUAAAGAUGCUAAGUGUUCCUUUGCUCAAGUAAUUAUUCUUAAAAUUAAUCGCUGCAUGUCAAAUUGAAAGUGCUCUUUCACAGGUCAGGGCACUUUUUGUUAUAGUUUCCUUAGGAAAGGCACAAUUUGAGGAUCUAACGACCUAAAUUAAACGGUAGUCGGUCAAUGGAAAUGGCCAUGAGCUCUCUACACGAUGAGCCAAUUAACACCUCUAAUGCGUGAUCAUUACAGUUUCAUCCCUUUAUUUUGCAACUAUUUGGCAGAAAAUUCAAGACAUUGCUUCCAAUAUAUUCAUUAUAAAUCAUGCAGUAGAUUUUGUGCCCGCCAUGCCUUCGCGUGCAGCUGAUGACUCAGACAGCCCAAAGUGUAAUGGCCUGAAACUAAUUACUUCGCGCACGUGAGUAGAAUUUUAAAAUCCCGGUUGGCGACGAGACAAACAACAAUUAAGUGACAAGUAACAAAUAAAAGUGACGUUCUACAAAACAACUUGAAAGGUGUCUUUGUUGUACCAAAAUAUUGGGUUGUCUUGUUUGAAAGCUGUAUGAAAAUUUUAGUUAACAUUACUUUCAAAGAGCAUCUUUAUGAAGGUUAAAAAUGGUGUACGCAAAUUGCUAAGAUAAUUUAUUUUGCUCUUUCUGCUAGCAGCCGAAAAUACCAAUAUUUAACAAGCUAAACUGCAUGUAUUUCCAAAACUGACAGUGUUCAGCCGUUGGAUAGAAUUUUGUCGGCCCAAACUUGUGUUUUCUUUAUUUCGUUUUAGAAGUUUUAUGUUUUUUAUGGUUUACGCGGGUAAAACUAGCUCUUGAUUAUAGUAUUUAAACGUACCACUAUUAUGGUUUAUGCGGGUAAAACUAGCUCUUGAUUAUAGUAUUUCACUGGACAAAGGGCAGGGACGCCUUGGUUUCCCACAAUUAGAAUUAGUAGCAAGAAAUGAAAGGCGAUUGACGUAGAAAUAAAAACACAUGUCUGACUGAAGUUAAUUGCUUCCAAGUUCAAGUUCGGUAUAAAAAAAUGAAUCACCAGACAAAAUUUACAUGGCAAGAACAUCAGAUAGAAACAUUUGUUUUGGAACUUAAGUUUAAAAUCUGACGCGUAUAUUUAUUGGGAGGGUGUAUUUUAUACUGAAUUCCGUUGUGCCAAUAAAUGGUGGAAAAAAAGAAAAGAAGAAAAAAAAAGUACUAUUCACCAAAGUGCUUAAAAUGAUUAUUCAUCGCGGCUCAAAACACUGAGAAAUGAUGUAGCCCGAUAUGAUAUUAAUUUGUAGCAACGGGAAUUGCUUAUAAACAAAAACUUGUUAAUAAUUGCAGGAUAUUUCGAAACAUAUUGAUUACACCUAACGACUCAAUCAAGUUCUGUUCAAUAUUAACGUGGCUAGUCGGCUCAUCAGGAAAUUAUAUUAGAUGCCAUGCUGUGUAAAUACUUCAUUGUGCGGUGUUUUUGCGUAAAUUAAAUGAAAGAGCAGCUAUAAAUAUUUCUAAGUGGUCUCUGUUUCGUCGUUUAUUGAUGGCUCCGAUAAUUAACGAUCAAAUAGGUUUCGAAUUUCGUUUUUUUUCCGACGAAUUUUUUCUGACGAAUUUUUUCUGACGUUCUUUCCCGCUCGUUUUAGCUUCCAAACGUCGAUAUUUGCGAGUUGCCUUCUCUUCUUCAGCCAACUGUAUUUUAUUUUCAUUCCCAGCGUAUUAACUUUUUGGUUAUUUCAUUUGCGCCACAUUUACGGGGAAAGUUAUCCAAGAGUAAUGUUCAAAUAAGUAAACGUUUUCACUUGUAUAUCUUCGUGGCAUGGCAUAUUCUAUUGUUUUGCUCGUUGGUAGGAAUGCACGAAAUGUGUAUACCACUACUUGGUCCAAGUGUCCACACUUUGGGCGGACAAGAAUUAGUCGUGACAAGAAUUCCAAACCUGCAGCACUAAUGAUGUGCCUUUUGUAGUCUUAGGAAUGUCUUUGGAAAUUUUAGUCUUGAGAAGAACUACUUGAGAUAACUAUUAGCGAAUAGCAAAUGGUACUAACAAAAGAUUAGCGCUGUGUAAGAGAACACAGCCUUAGAGAGAGAACGAGAGAAAGGUCACUUGGACUUAGGAAAUGUGAGAGCAGAUAGAGAAAUUUUAAAAGUAUUUGCAGUUUUAUUUCCAAAGUUCAAACUUCAUCUUUAAGUGAAUAACGUGUGUUUGAGGUAAUGACGAGGUAAGGUUCAUAUCCAUUGUCUGUGUGCAAACAGUAUUAAAGCCUGUUUGAGCUGGUAUACCUGACAGCCGGCACGCCAGAAAAAAAUGAACGAGUGCUGAGUCGGUAAAACUGAUCAGUUGUACACUUUUUAGGAUCAAUCAAGAGAAUUUAUAGAAUUCAAUUAAUUCAAAGUCGUUUAAUCGUUUUAAGACAAAUAUCGUCUGACAUAAUCAAUACGACUUUCUCUAGCCCAUCAUAGUAUUCUCAAGCGGGAGGAGACUCGCAACGAUUUAUAUAAAUCUUCAUUCAAAUCUGCUGAAACAGAAAAAGAAAAUUGUAGCAGACGCGAAUCGCCAUUUUUGGUUUUCUCAUAUGAUUGAAGUUCUUUUUUAAGAAUCCCUCAUGAAAAUCGCUUUCUCCUUGUUUAGCAUCUCCUCUAUACGUUUUUUAUCUAGAAACGGUAAUGUAGGUAUGACUGAAAUUCUCGAUACCAUCAAAAUUGGUUUUUACUGUCGCACGGAGAAACCAUUUAACAUCAAGCCGGUGUUGAUCCAAAUUCCGUGUUUGUAGUAAAUGUUUUUAUUUACCGCAUCACAUUUUUCUGUUUAGUAGCUGUAAUUACGUGUGCCACAGUAGAUAUUUGAACCAUCGUUUCAUCAUCAAGCCUUAACAGAGACUCCUGCGCCAGUAUAUUUGAUGGAAGUGGUUUUUGAUACUUUAUUAAGUGUCUGGUUUCGUUAUUGUCAAUUUGUGAGUGCCCAUUUUAUUUCAAGACUGUAGUUCAUAAUGACAAGGCAUUUACCACUUUACACCGAAAUACCGGUCAUUUGUGAGAUGUUUUUGAAUCAAAAUGAUCACUUGUUUGUUGAUCGGAAAUAUAGCUUCCUAUAACGAGCUCCUACGCAUGAAAAAAAAUCGAGCUAAAUUAUCAAUACAAUUAGGCUACGAAAUACAUGCUAAUUACACAUUCGUAUAGUAGUUUCUAUGAAAACGCGUGCCACCUUCGUAUACGCUGUUCAAGCUUUUCACUCCUUCUGACGUCGUUUAAGCCCGCAGGAAAUAGGCUGUUACCCGUUAAAAGCAUUCAGUUGUUUUGACAUAGCUUUCCGUUAAGUGCACUUGAUGUCAGUUUUCUAAAAUGGUUUUUGAGCGGGACUUUUUAUCCUUUUUUGUAUAUAUCAAAGACAUUUUUGUUUUCCUGAGGUAAAAUUUUGAGAAAAGACUUCCGUCGGAAGUUCAUAGGUCGUUUGCAUUUGUUUUUCUGGAAGAUAAUAUAGGUCAUUGAAAAAUUUUUACUGAAACGUUAUUGUUUUCUUAAAAUAGCUUUAGGAACGAUUUUUGUUCUGUAUUGAAGGUUGAUUUUACCGCCGAAACUAAUGACAGAUUAUAAAUUACUAUAUUAAAGCGACGUUUGAUAUAAUUAUAUAUUGUUUUUCUUAAUCCAUAUGUGUGGUGGGCUGAUUAGUAGAAUUUCGUGAUCAAAGACAAAUGAGAAGGCAUAGCUUUGACGAUAUUGUAAUAGCGGUUACUGUUGUCGUUUAAGUACUCAUAAGCGUUUUUGUGGAUGAAAUAAAGCAUUGCUUUCCUUUUUGUGAAAAAAAAUUCCUUUUGCAGUGUUCUUCGAUGUUUAAGCGUCUGAAAUGACUUUUCUCACUUGAAGUAACGUCAAUUUGACGCCUUUUCAAUUGUUCUGCUUUGAGAGCUUCAGUAAGGCUCAGUGGUUAUGAUAGUUUGUAUAUAAUUGCAGUGUCCUUACGAAAGAGAAUGACGUCAGAUGAAUAACGAUCGUCAAGGAUUGACUUCAAGAUCCAUGUCUGUUGAUACAAAUUAUGAAACCAGCCAGGCAUAUAUAGACAAACCAUUGGGUGAAAAAGCACAUUUUAAGCCUGUUCUUUGACUUCUUUCAUGGUUAACAUUUUCAACGAUAUGUUUAUCAGACCUCUAAGUAUCGAAGACUGUACGAAUUUUAGUUUCAAACAAUUGCGUGUAGAUGUCUAGAGCUACUAAAGUAAUUUAAAUGUGAAUGACAUUAUCUGAUGACCGUAUUACGAGCGAACAACCGGCAUAAAUGUUUAAAGGAGCUUAAUUGACCACUCCUGACGUAAAUUACACGAAGGCUAAAGUACUUGUUUGUAUUAGCGAAUACCUGUUACGCAAAAAGAAAAGCAAAGCUUGUGCACUGACGACCGAAUCACUCCAACCAUUCUUUUGUUUGAAAUAUUACUCCAAAUCUGUUCAUAGUUUUUUUUUUCUUGUUUGGGCAAGAAGACACUUUCGUGUAGAACUGAUGUAAAAAAGAUUGCCGUCACAAUGUUGUCACUGGUCACGUCAUUUUCUCCAAAUGUUGAUAUUUGCAGUUAUUUUAAUAUAAAGUUUUGACUAUGUGGAUCGGUACUGGAAGUUCUCUUUGUACAGAAUGUGAAUACAGGCACCCCAGGUUCAAGCUAUAGCUUUACACUAACAUGUUAGCUUAGGUUGCCUGCGGUAAGCGUCACGUUGAGUCUUUCUAUGGCAUCCUGGGGACGAACUUAAUUCCCUCAGAGGAGAGGUUCAACGUGGCCAUUGCAACAGCCCAACUAACUUUUCCUAAUAAAAGAGAAUGAAAGUCCUUCUUCUCAUUUCCCAGACCACUGUCCAAACUCAGUUCAUCCGUCAGCAGGAAGAUGUAAAAUCGACUGUUUACUGAAUGCUCAGUGUGAAAGAUGGCAAUACUGUUGUAAAACCGGCUGCCGGCAAACUUGUGGUAAGGACUAAUUUAUACCUGUGUUAUGAGUCUCUGCCGGGUCCUCGGUCAAUCGAGAGCGAUGAGAAAAAGCGAGCGAGUGAGCGAGAAUUGGUGGGAAGUCCUUUCGAAAAUUGGAAAAAAAAAAAAGCGGGCGAUGAAAUAUUCUGUGUAUGAUUCUAAACGCGCGAAGAUUUGAAACGACAACAAAUCGGUGAACCCAUAACUUCUCCAACACUUUUAACGAUUUGCUCCUAAAAUGUUUUGACUUUAUCAGGUGAAAAUAUAUGGCAAACUUUUCCUUGAAAAAUCCUUUUUUCCUGAAAGAGGCAUGCCAGUUUCUGAACUAGGAGAAUUAUCCAGAGCGGUUUUUAUUAAUUGCGAAAAUGAACUGAAAAAGAAAGUAUUUCAGAAAAUUUUAUAGUUUUUGGGCGCAACUCCACUUUUACAUAAUUUUUGUGAAAUGGCCUUUGCUGAGUAUUCUUUUGCUAAAGUAAGCAGUGAAGCGGCAAUCUUCCUUCACAAUUGCUGUUGUCAUGGAAUGCUUGGUAAUACAUUAUGGCUUUGGAUCAUUCACUAUGAAACAUGAUAUAUAAGUUAUUUCUUCUCGUAGUGAACUACACGACAUGUCAGUUACAAAAAAUCGAGGCAGCGCUGAGGAGACGUGGCUUUCCGCCAGCGUGCAAUCCGGACGGAAGCUUCAGGGAAAUCCAGUGCACAACUACAACGCCACUUAAAUGCUGGAGAGUUAAUGCACAAGGAGAAAAGAUUCAAGAAACCGAUGUCGCCAUUAAGUUUUCCUCUAACUCAGAACGUCAUCAACCUCAGGCGUGGAAAAGAAAACCCAGAAACGUCCGGCAAUACCCAAACCUGGAAGAGGACGAAAUGGGUAAUUUAUUCUUACUUUUUCGAUGAUGUUUUUAGUUUUGAUUUCUCAUUUACUAUUAAUAACUUUCCUGGGGCAAAAACGAAUUUCACCAAGAUGGGAAGGAGUAGAAUUGGUGAUUCCAACAUCUCUCUUCACGGUGAACCUCCACAUUAUAAUUUACUACACGGCAUAGAAUUAGCACGUGGAUUUUCUUCGCGAGAGUUCCUAAAAGAACAUUGAAAGGGAGUGGCAUUGUUCGAGAGAGAAAAGAGAGAAAAAGAACAUUGCCUUUCUUAUAGACGUUUGCGUUUUUCUUUUCCUGAAAUUAUCAUGACUUGGCAACAAAGCAAUGCAAACCAAAAAAAAUGAAUGUGGUAUCCUAAGAACUUUUUGUUUAAUCGGCAGGGAGACUUCAACCUUCUGAUUGUUUAGUGACUUAAUUAUGAAUGUGGUAUCCCAUUGCUUGCCUUGUAGUGUCGUAACAACGUUCACAUCUCCACCAUUGUUAUAGUAUGAAAUCCAAAAAUGUUAUUUCUAUUUCCGUAAUACAAGCUGACAUGUUUUAAAAACCUUUUUUCUACAGACGAAGAUCACACCAAAAAGGAAAAAACCCGCUGCCAGCGAAUGCGUGAGCGCAGGUUGAGGAAAAGAAAGAACAACCCUGGAGUAUUCGUGCCAAAGUGCAAAUCAAACGGCCACUUUAGAGUUCUGCAAUGUAACAGGAAAACAAAAGCCUGUUGGUGCGUGGACCGGCAAGGAAAACAGAUUCAAGGGACCAGGAUCAGAGGAGGAGAAAAACCGAAGUGUAGAACUUCAACAGGUUAGAUAACCGGUCUUCUGUCUGAAAUCAGGAUAAUUUGCUCUAUUUUGCUGAUUUUUUUUUUGUUCAACUUUUGCUCUGGGUUGGUACACAAGGCAACAAUCAUACUUGCCACUGCCGCACCCUGUCCCGUGCUUUGGCCCUAACUUCGCCCUAGGAGAGACCUCUUCCGGUUUCUUCCUCGCCGUCUGUAUGAACACAGAAUUUCCUGCUCCUCUUUAAUCUCUCCGUUGGGAGAAAGGCUAUGUUGACUUUUUCUUAAAAGUGGUGGCUUCGCUACUUUGUUUUGAAGAUCUUUAGAGCAUUAAGCAUGCGAGGUAGAAAAGGCCUGCCGAUUUCCGUGAUUCUCGAUGUCUCCCUCGUACUUUACUAAGAAAAAUGAGAAACGAAGACUUGAAAGAAACAGCUUUGAAAUUGUUUCUUGGCAUUUAACAAACAAUUUCACUUCACCCUAAACUCUGUAGCAGAGCUCCUUUGCAACUGGGAAUAAAUCAGAACGUCGUCUUAAGUUUUACCUUGAGAAACAUUUCGGCUCUUUUCAGUUACUCGUGAUUGUGGAAAACGUUGGGGUUUGUACAAUCCUCGCUCCCGAAGGAUUGUGGGAGGACAAGAAAGCGUUCCUAACUCCUGGCCGUGGAUGUCUGCUUUGUUCUUUAAUCGUACCAAGCUUACCUGCGGAGCAACCAUCAUAAAACCAUCUUGGGUCGUGACCGCUGCACAUUGCUUUAGUAAGUUGAAUCAUUCUAACUCAUCCCCAUCGUCAUUAGUACAAAUAUCUAUAUCCCCAUAAACUCGUGUAAUAGUUACAGGUAUUCCUAAGAUCCGAGUAAACUUACACUAAAGAACAUCAACUAUAUUCAAUAAAACGGCCUACAAUGACUACAAAAGUGGUCCUUACAACACUCAAUGUUUCAGUGAGUUUUGCUAUUAUUGUUUAUGUGGUAUAUUUUACAAGGAAUAAGAGCUUAAGAGCAUUUCCUUCCCCUCACACCGCUUUAGAAAAGAAAAAUGAACGUAAUGCGAGAAAAGGUAUUUAAGUUAGUCAAAGAGAGGUUCCUUACAAAAACUGAGUUUCAAGUUUCUGAAAUGAGGGAAUGUGCAUGGGAAUAGGGGAACCUGUUGCAAUUGUAAACCACUGUAAUUUAGUACGGGUUAAUCUAAAUUAUGCUUUUUAUUAUGUUGAGGUCGAUAAAACUGGACCAAAAAAAAAUGGAUGCAAAAUGCUCACAGGCUAUAAGUUCAUCAGUCCAUUUUAUGUGCACUUACCAAGAACUUAUGUGGUUUGAAUCUUAGAUGAACAAACAUCAAAGAAACCCUCAGACUGGGAGGUGCACAUUGGUGAACAUUCACUUCACAGAGAGGAAGGGAAAGAACAAAAGCUUGACGUCAAACAAAUACUAAUUCACCCAAACUAUAAGCCAAGUAAUUCCUCCCACCCCGGUGACAACGAUAUCGGUAAGGCUACGGGGUCUCUUUUUCUUACUAAGGGACGGAUCUUACUAAAGUACUUACUGUGAUUAAGGGACGAAUAGACCUGAUCAAAUCACACUGCGGUGAACUCGUGGAUAUACUAUUGUUUCUUUCGUUUGUCAGGUCAAUUAUUUUAUUUCUACAUUACAUUCCUGAAAAUGAGUAAGCGCGUAAGAGGGGAUCUUCAGUAGUUGAAAUUUUGAUUCACGUUGUGUUUCAUCCAUAUUACGUUGUGUGAAGAUUUAUUUGAUUAGAAGAUGGGCUAUUUCUUUUUGCUAAAUGAAAUUUUCUGUUGCUGCAAACUCGAGUAAGGGAAUAGCACAAAAACAAUGCAACCAAUCCAUUGCUGUUUCUCACGAGGAAGUUUCUUAAGACGGUGUCAUCCAGGAGUUAAAAACUCUGUCGGUGUUUUAUGAUCAUGAUAAUUUUAGCGCUUUGGUUGUCUUCUAUUUUCUUUGGAAAAACAAACAAACAAACAAACAUGUUAAGUGUGAAUUGGUCAUAUAUAAAAGAGGGAUUGGGUUAUAUCUGGUGUUUAUGUGCUUUUCUCCAGCGCUAGUGCGUAUGGCUGGUUCACUGAAGUUCGGCAGCCAUGUUAGUAAGAUCUGCCUGCCAGAGAGUUUCAACUACUUCCAAGCGGGUAAACGCUGCAUUGUUACUGGCUGGGGACACACUUAUUGGCAAGGAAGUUCCUCGCCGGUGCUGAGAGAGGCGUGGGUUGAUUUGGUGGGAAAAGAAGGCUGCAAUUCUCCCCGGUUAGUAAUGGUCGAAAAAGCAUGUCAAACUUUAAGUAGUGGAUGACCAAUGUAGAAGCUUAUGUUAGCUGUUUCUUGUGUUUCUAGUUCGUACAACGGAGCAGUGGGAGGAAACUUCCUGUGUGCCGGAUUCAAGGAAGGUGGCACUGACGCAUGCACUUACGAUAGCGGGGGACCGCUGGCCUGUCCAGAUCCGAGCGGGGACGGCACCUGGAUGCUUGCAGGCAUAGUGAGCUGGGGAGAGAGGUGUGCGUUGCCGCACAAAUAUGGUGUUUACACGAAUGUGAACGAGUAUACUCGGUGGAUGGAGGCAAAUUUGAAGAUUGACAGAUGAAUAAGUGCGAGGUUUUUCUUUUUUGCUAAACAACAUCGUGCAGGGCUGAUGUACGCCACCUGAAAUGAGCUAAUUGUGAAGCAAACGUUGAAAAUGAAAAUCGGAUUACUCGCUUAAGUAAAAAAUAAAACUCGGAUAGUUUUCUUGAUUAAUUUUACAUUUUGGAAAACCCUGCGUAAAUUGUUCCGAUAUUCACAUAUCUUUUCAACGGAUCAUUUCAUGAAAUGUAAAACGAAAUUCAUAAAUAUAGCAUUGGCCGGUCUUAAAAUUAUUGUUGAGAGUUAGGAGGGGCAGACGCCCUAAUAGCUGUUUGGUAAGCGCAUGCAGUUGAACGUAAAGACAGAAAAUGCAUGUAAAUAUCGAAUUAUAUUUAACAUGACCAAGAAAGCUCCGUAAGAAGUAAAUGCAGGCUCUCUAGAACCAAGGUGCCUAACAGAAGGUUAGUGUUUGGUAGUAAAAAUGGAUAUCAAAUAUCAAGUUAUUGACAAAAUUUAAGAGUAUACAGAUCACUUUUUUUCAUAUUAUAAUAUAACGUAUUCAUAUCAAAUAUGAUUGUUAAGCAAGCCAUACUUUAUAACGUGAAGCCUGCGUAAAUUUAGUGUUAUCUCUGUGUAAUAUAUCUUUGUUAACACAGUUGUAACAGAUCUGCCAUGAGUUAAGAGAAAAGAUGUAUGAUCUGGUUGAAAGGUUCUUGCUAUCAGCAAGAUCUCUUUAGGAUGAUCUAAAUCGUACAACUUUUAAAGAUGCUUCUCUGAAAUCCCCCGGUGUUUAUCUUCCUAUCAGGAAAGUAGAUCAUAUGGAAGACGUAUGUCACUCAGGUAAAGGCCUUCAUGAUAAACAAGUGUUUAGGCUACUCAGGUAUUCAAGGGACAUGAAACCAUUUUUGAUGGGGAAAUCGAGCAAACGCGAAUGCAGUUAGGAAUCAAGACAUCCAAUUUCAUCGACAGCCGCUUAUGAAAGGAAG